Molecule: messenger RNA, 1988 nt
Organism: Microdochium trichocladiopsis
Lineage: Eukaryota; Fungi; Ascomycota; Sordariomycetes; Xylariales; Microdochiaceae
Product: isoprenoid synthase domain-containing protein
Exons: 2
Coding region: 1-1593 (530 amino acids)
Biological process (GO): isoprenoid biosynthetic process
Molecular function (GO): prenyltransferase activity
Source: RefSeq, a predicted model, not a curated record
AUGGCCAGCAGCCAACUGUGCGCCUGCGAGUUUGCUUAUCACUUUUGCCAGCGCCCUCGGCCGAAUCCAUCAGCCUACGGGCCGUGGCUUGUUGCUCUGCCUGCGUGCGCUCGUCUGGUGUCGGACAUGCUGGGCACCGAGGCCCGACCAGACUCGGCCAAGGUUGGGCUACGCUACUGUGUGUUGCCUCGAAAGGGCACGGCACGACAAGACAGAGGACAAGACAGGACAGGCGCCUGCCAGAGUUCCAUACCCGAGACAUUCGUGCUGUCUCGGCCACCUCUCCAGAUAUCUUGCGCAGCUCGUCCCGGCAGGCAGCCACUUCCGCCUCUGCUCGUUGUUGCCAACUUGGCCCUCUGCCUAGCUCCCUCUCCAGCAGACCUGCUCGCUCCCGCCAUGGAGCCCAUUGCUGCCUCGCUGCCGCCUGCCGCCCUCCCAAACUCCACGGGCCUCCAGUCGCCAAACGCCAUUCCUCCCAGAACCUCCUCGACCGGCUACGCCAGCCCUUACCCGCCCUCAAAAUCCGCCCUCCGCCCCCUCCCAGAAGCAGACUGGCUCGCCCCGACCCAGUCCCGGCACCGCAAGAGCUCUUCCAUCACGACUCCCUUUAGCACAAUGCCCACCAGCAGCUCGCCUCCCCCUCCGCCCCCGCCGCCCGACGCCAGCCGCUACGCGACCGCGGAUCUCACCUUUGCGUCCACGACAUGGACCACCCGCAAGGAGAAGGUCCUCAUGGGCCCCUUUGACUACCUCUACUCUCACCCGGGCAAGGAUUUCCGCACUUUUAUGCUCAACGCCUUCAACGAGUGGCUCAAUGUGCCCGCGGAAAGCCUCGACGUCAUCACAAAGGUCAUCGGCAUGCUGCACACUGCGUCCCUGCUCGUAGACGACGUGGAGGACAACUCGCUGCUCCGCAGAGGUCUUCCUGUGACCCACAGCAUCUUCGGCACCGCGCAGACGAUAAACUCGGCCAACUACGUCUACUUCUUGGCCCUUCGCGAGCUGCAGAACCUGAAGAAUCCAUCGGCCAACGACAUAUACACCGAAGAGCUGCUCAACCUCCACCGCGGUCAGGGCAUGGACCUCUUCUGGAGAGACACGCUCACCUGCCCCAACGAGGAGGACUACUUGGAGAUGGUUGGCAACAAGACCGGUGGCCUCUUCCGCAUGGCCAUCAAGCUGAUGCAGGCAGAGUCCCAGGUGGAGAUGGACUGCGUGCCGUUAGUGCACCUCAUGGGGCUCGUCUUCCAGAUUGCCGACGACUAUAAGAACCUGUUUGACGUGACAUACACCAAGAACAAGGGCAUGUGCGAAGAUCUGACAGAGGGCAAGUUCUCCUUCCCAAUCAUCCACAGCAUCCGGUCCGACCCAUCGAACCUGCAGCUGCUCAACAUCCUGAAGCAAAAGACAACCGACGAGGAGGUCAAGCGCUACGCAGUCAAGUACAUGCACAGCACCGGCAGCUUCGAGUAUACCAAGCAGGUCCUGGCUGUCUUGAUUGAGCGCUCGCGGAAACUCGCUGACGAGCUUGACGGCGGCCGGGGCAAACAUGCUAACAUACACAAGAUUUUGGAUAAGAUGGUGAUCGAGUAAAUGUGGCGUUUGAGAAUCAGCGCCAAGCCAUACAUAUAUACCCCCAUUUGUUCGCAUGUUGGCUUGUGGACGCAAUGAAAAAUUACGAGCUUGAAAGCUUGAACAGCAGGCAGGAGUGUGUAUUUCCCGAUAAUAACAUGAUCAAUUUGCGCUUUCAUCUAUUGGAUCUGCACUUCAAUCACGUAUUCCGAGCAUUGGUCUUCUCUUUGAUUGAUGUCUGGGAACAAGUGCUCGUCGGACUGUGUAUGAAGCCGUUAUAGUGGAGGCGUGCAACCGCCUCGCAUCUGUCACUUGAUUAAUGGGCGUGUCGCAACACGCAAAAUCGACAAAUGCUUAACUCAGUUUACAUGUCAUAGCGUAGAAUCGCAACGACCCGCAUGUGGACGUUGCAAGAG